AUGAGACAAAAGAGAGCUAAGUCUUACAAAAAGCAGAUGAAUGUGUACUUGCAUACAUUCAAGUUUAGAGAACCUUUUCAAACCAUCGUUGAUGAUGAGAUUAUUUUGAAUUGUCAAAAAGCAUCUUUUGAUAUUGCUAAAGGGUUGAAUCGUACUAUACAAGGAGAAACAAAACCAAUGAUAACACAAUGUUCGAUUGAAGCAUUGUAUAAAACAAAUAACCAAGAUGCAAUUAGUAUUGCUAAGCUGUUUGAAAGAAGACGUUGUAACCAUCCACCAGCGAACCCCAUCCCAUCAUCAGAAUGUAUCAAGUCCAUUGUAGACAUUAAUGGUGAGAAUAAACAUAGGUAUUUGGUAGCUACCCAAGAUAAGCUGUUAAGAAACAAAUUAAGUAGAGUUCCUGGUGUUCCUUUAAUCUAUAUGAAUAGGUCUGUUAUGGUCAUGGAACCAAUGUCUGAAGCUACUACAUCCUACUCGAAUUCUUUUGAACGUAACAAGCUUACAGGUGGGUUGAAUGAUGUAGAAGUUGGAAAGAUUAAUAAACAAGAGGAACUUAAAACUGAAGGAAGUGAGAAACCCCCUACGAAGAAAAGAAAAGGACCAAAAGAGCCAAAUCCUCUUAGUAUGAAAAAAAAGAAAACUGUGAACACCGAUUCCAGGCCUAGUCAAGACGCCAAAAACACUUCUCAACCAAAACCUAAAAGAAGAAGAAAACAUAAAAGUACUUCUGAAAAGACUGAAGAUUUAGAGAAACCUAAUUCUAGUCUUUCAAAUUCAUCUGAACCUGUAGUUACGCACGAAUAG
Debaryomyces fabryi is the source of this 804-nucleotide messenger RNA. Its product is annotated as rRNA-binding ribosome biosynthesis protein. Gene Ontology annotation, cellular component: nucleolus; small-subunit processome. The coding region runs from base 1 to 804 and encodes 267 amino acids. NCBI's taxonomy places the organism in Eukaryota, Fungi, Ascomycota, Pichiomycetes, Serinales, Debaryomycetaceae. The record is from RefSeq and is a predicted model, not a curated record. The transcript has a single exon. Gene Ontology annotation, molecular function: small ribosomal subunit rRNA binding.